AUGGCUGCCAAACUGGUUCCCUUUUCUCUGAGGCAGCGCUGUGCCCUUUUCUCCUGCGUUUCAACACGGCAAUGCCGCCCCUUCACUGUUGCAGCGCCCCUCCGGAGCGAAACACUAGCAGUUCAUCGAAACACACCCGAAAACAACCCCAACAUCCCAUUCAAAUUCUCAGAACAGAACCUCAAACUUAUUGAUGAGAUACUCCGGAGAUAUCCCCCGCAAUAUAAGAAAGCAGCAGUCAUGCCAGUCCUAGAUCUGGGCCAACGACAGCAUGGUUUUACCAGCAUCAGCGUUAUGAAUGAGGUCGCACGGUUGCUGGAGAUGCCCCCAAUGCGAGUCUAUGAGGUUGCGACAUUCUACACAAUGUACAAUCGGGAACCCGUAGGAAAAUACUUCGUCCAGGUUUGCACAACGACUCCAUGCCAACUAGGUGGAUGCGGCAGCGCCAAGGUCAUGAAAGCUAUCACAGAUCACCUUGGAGUUUCCAACGGCCAAACCACCUCAGACAAACUAUUCACUGUCCUCGAAGUCGAAUGUUUGGGCGCCUGCGUGAAUGCCCCCAUGGUACAAAUCAACGACGACUACUACGAGGACCUCACCCCAGAAUCCGUGGUAUCACUUCUAACCGCCCUGAAGCAAGCGGAAACCGACACUACCGUCAAGGUCCCUGCACCUGGCCCUCUCAGCGGCCGAAAAUCAUGUGAGAACAGUGCUGGCUUAACGAACUUGACGAAUCCGUCGUGGAGUCCGGAUCGGAUGAGGAAGGAUGGGGAACUCUAA
This is a messenger RNA of Paracoccidioides brasiliensis Pb18, 780 nucleotides long. RefSeq lists its product as uncharacterized. Gene Ontology annotation, molecular function: NADH dehydrogenase activity. The coding region runs from base 1 to 780 and encodes 259 amino acids. The transcript is spliced from 3 exons. The record is from RefSeq and is a predicted model, not a curated record.